AUGAUCACACUCUAUGUUGCCAUGAUCGGACUGUCCAUUUUCAGCCUGAUCCAGGCGAGCAUCGGUGCCGUAUUUUACAACAUCAACAUCAUACUUGCCAACCUUUGCAUCCAAGUGGGGGUCACUGCAAUUUAUAGCAUCCUCGUGGCGCAUCGUUUGCUUGCCAUGCGAAGACAGAUGAAGCAGGUCAUGGCCCAAUAUGAUUCUAGCACCUAUGCUACCGUCGUCCUAAUGGUCGUCGAGUCCGACGGGUUAUACUCUGUCUUCGCCAUUAUUUUAAUCGUUGCCUUUGCUCUGCAUUUGAACAGUGUCUCCACUCUAUGCUUCCUGUCCAUCGGCUCUGUACAGGGAAUUGCCCAAUUAUUCAUCAUCCUUCGCGUUGCACGGGGGCGAGGCUCGAGCGGUUACACCCGAAUGGUCAAGCUCAGUUGCCGCAGCACCCACGACCAUAGCAUUCUCAAGGUCGGUAUCGGACACAACAGAAAAAUCAAACGAGGAACGGAUAGCUAG
Messenger RNA from Suillus paluster, 510 nucleotides. RefSeq lists its product as uncharacterized. The transcript is spliced from 3 exons. The record is from RefSeq and is a predicted model, not a curated record. Bases 1 to 510 code for a protein of 169 amino acids. Lineage: Eukaryota; Fungi; Basidiomycota; Agaricomycetes; Boletales; Suillaceae.